Sorex fumeus (smoky shrew) is the source of this 2812-nucleotide messenger RNA. RefSeq names its product muscleblind like splicing regulator 3 (gene MBNL3). The transcript has 8 exons. Gene Ontology annotation, molecular function: metal ion binding. The record is from RefSeq and is a predicted model, not a curated record. NCBI's taxonomy places the organism in Eukaryota, Metazoa, Chordata, Mammalia, Eulipotyphla, Soricidae. Bases 538 to 1608 code for a protein of 356 amino acids.
UUUUCCCUCCUCCUGAUUUUGUAGUGCAAACAAAAAAAUUUUUUUUUAAAAAUUGUAGCAUCCAUCCCAAUUUUAACCUUUAAAGGUAAGAAAUUGGGAGAAGAACUUUUCUCCUCUUGAACUGAGACCAUUCCACAAAUUGACGGGCAGCCAGCAGCAUAUGCUUUUUGCAGAAAUAAUUGAAAACAUCAACUGGAGAGCACAGAAUCCUUUUGAAAGUCUGCCAAUUAUUUGAAGUAAUUUCAGCAGAGGAACAAAAUAAAACACUCAAUAUCUUAACCUUUACAGUUGCCUUCUUAGGAGUUGGUCUCUAAUUUGAUUUUUAGUCAUUCUGAUACAGUUUUUAUUUUAUGAUUGGUUUUUUGUUUGACUAGACGGAAUUUGACUUUAAUGAAAACCUAAGUGCUAACAAAGAAUCAUUUCACCAAGGCAACCUAUUAUCUCUUCACAUUUAGCUUGAAUUCAUUUUUAAUCUUUUAACAACAGCAGUAAUAUUGUCCUAAAGAGGGUGCACUUGAUUUUCAUUUUGUAUUCAAUAUGACGUCUGUCAAUGUUUCCCUGGUUCGUGAUACCAAGUGGCUGACGUUAGAAGUCUGUAGAGAAUAUCAGAGAGGAACUUGCUCUCGGGCUGAUGCAGACUGCAAGUUUGCCCAUCCACCAGGAGAUUGCCAUGUGGAAAAUGGUCGUGUGGUGGCUUGUUUUGAUUCUUUGAAGGGUCGGUGUACUAGGGAGAACUGCAAGUACCUCCACCCUCCUCCACAUUUAAAAACUCAGCUGGAAAUUAAUGGACGCAACAAUCUGAUUCAACAAAAGACUGCCGCAGCCAUGUUCACCCAACAGAUGCAGCUUCUGCUCCAGAAUGCUCAGAUGUCAUCCUUUACUUCUUUUCCAGUGGCUCCAUCACUUGCAGUGAAUCCUGCCGUGGCUUUUGGUCCUUAUAUGCCUCAUCCUGGGAUGGGCCUGGUUCCUGCUGAGCUUCUACCGAACACACCUGUUCUGUUUCCUGGCAAUGCGCCUCUCCCAGUGGCAGGAGCACCUGGCAUAAAACCAAUGCGUUCGGAUAAACUGGAGGUUUGCCGAGAAUUUCAGCGUGGAAAUUGUACCCGUGGUGAGAACGAUUGCCGCUAUGCUCACCCCAGAGAUGCAUCCAUGAUUGAUAUAAGCGAUAAUACUGUGACAAUCUGCAUGGAUUACAUCAAAGGCCGAUGCUCCCGGGAGAAAUGCAAGUACUUUCAUCCUCCUGCACAUCUGCAAGCCAAACUCAAGGCGGCCCAUCAUCAGAUGAACCACGCUGCUGCUGGAAUGGCCCUACCACCUGGUGCCCUUCAGCUGAUACCAAAGAGAUCAACACUUGACAAAGCCAAUGGUGCCACUCCAGUCUUUAAUCCCAGUGUUUUCCACUGCCAACAGGCUCUGACCAACCUGCAGCUCCCGCCGCCACCGCCGCCGCCGGCAUUUAUCCCUGCAGGGCCAAUACUGUGCAUGGCUCCCACAACAAGUGUUGUGCCCAUGAUGCACGGUGCUACACCUUCCACUGUGUCUGCAGCAACAUCUGCCACCAGCGUUCCCUUCGCUGCAACAACUCCAAGCAAUCAGCUCAAAUUCUGACCAGUACACCUGUGGCGUAUCAGAAUCGCUCUGCGAGAAGCUUGGUUCGGCCUCUCCACGUAUUUUCUCGUAUGUCUACUUCUGGCAACACCAUUAGUGCAGUGCACACAAUAUAUUAAAUAAAACAAGCAUACGAGCUAACAAAUUCAAACAAAAAAUAAAGCGGAAUUGUCAUAAGUUCUUAUUUGAAAUUAUUAGGUAGAUUGUGACCAUACAAUUUUGUGAUUUGUUAACAUUCUUUGUUGUGAUUUUCCAAUAACCAUUAUCUUAAGUGAAUAACAGUUUAAUAUUUGUUUACAUAUAUCCUUAGUGGAUAAGUAGUCAUCUGUUUUCAAAGUGUUAACUUGCUAUUUUGUUUACAUGGUAGUCUAUUGGGUUGAUUUAGAAUGUAACAAAUACAUCCAGUACCCUUUCCUCAUUAUUGUAUCGUGGUGUAUUGUAUUAGGGUUUAACAUACUAUAGUAGUUUGUUGUAUAUUUGUGGUGUUUGAUUUCAACUAAAAUGUUGUUAACAGAAAAUAUAAGUACAUGUGCUUGAAAGAUGGCAGGUUAACGUUAAUGUACUCUCUCUAGAAUAAUUCUGUAGGAGAAAACUUUUUAAUAGUCUCACUUUUGCGUGGGCACAAAACCUGUUCUUAAAGUAUAUAAUUUUAAUCUGCAGAUAAGACCUUGCAUAAUUAUAUCACACUACUAUAUUUUUGUGUGAGUGAAACAAUUACUUACAAAAAAACAGGAAACUUCUUUAAAUAGCAGCCCAUAUUUUCACUCCUCUUAAGUCAUUGGAAAAACAAGAAUUUGCCUUUAAAUGAAUAUCUCAGCAUUUAUACUAAACUUUGUAAAGUGCCCAUUACAUUUUGUGUGAGUUUAUAACUCCCGGAUCCUAUUUCCUGGGUUGAGUAUCUAAACCGAAGGCAUUUGUCAUCUUCAUCUGAGAAUUAGUACUUGAACAUUUAAAGGCAUGCUAAUUACAGGUUAUAAAUUAAACCAGGAGAUGAGGACAUAGAGAUUGCUUUUGCCUGUUGGAGGAAAGUGUAAAAACCAUUGCUAUUGUCACCUUUUACACAAAUGCCAUUUUCUAAAAGUAAAUGGCUCCUACUCUUUAGACUGCUUUUUGAAUAAUAAGUAAGAUGCAAUCUUGCAAAAGCCAAUGAGGGUAAAAGAGAAAAAAAAGAGAAUUGAUCUCAAGUUAGGUCUUUUCUCCUCAG